UAUCGGUUUAACUGCUACUCCAUAUGAUAAAAGCCCGGUAGAAAUUUUGGCUGGUUUAAGUCAACACUUUACAUGUACAGCUAACCCCGGCAGACCGCCAUCAAAGAUUCAGUGGUAUCUGUCUGGUUCCAACAUUACUAAUGCUGCUACUGCUCAGCCUGAUGUAUGUAAUCCUGGAUGUAAUGAAAAAGUGAUGUCGUCAAGUGUCCUACUAUAUAUCGAUCCACCUGUUAUCUUCAAUAUACCAGAUUACACCAUCACAGAAGGGAGUAUUCUACACAUAACUCCUACUAUUGAUGCCAAUCCUCAACCUUUAUCUGUUUGGUGGACUCGUCAAAAUGACACCAGUUACACAUAUACUGGCAUGAAUCUUACAAUCAAUAAUAUACAGAGAGAAUCCAGUGAUUACUACAUAUGUAAUGCAAUGAACACGAUAACAACAUCAAGCCAUUCAACUCAGAACAGAACAACAGAAAAAUUAUUUAAAGUCAAUGUACUAUAUCCACCUUCAGUUUAUAUGGAACCUAUGUAUAGUCCAUUCAUUGUGCAUGAAGACCAACAGAACAUCAGAUUAUCAUGUGUAGUAGCUAAAGCUAAUCCUAAAGAUGCUAUAAUGUACCAAUGGACUUAUCCUGCUGGUAUCGUAAGAGAUGGAGAUCUUACCAUAACCACUGUCUCAAAGAGUCACUACGGACUGUAUACGUGUACCGCUUCAAAUUCGGUUGGUACAUCAACAUUUACGACGAAACAAAUAGAUGUACAUUAUGAACCUGUAAUUGAUGGAAUUCAGGAUUAUAACAUUGAAGCAGGCAAAACACUCACGGUUACUCCUACAAUAGAUGCUAAUCCUGCACCUACAGCUAUAUGGUGGACUCGUGAGAAUGAUAUCAGCUUCAUUUAUCAUGGACUAAAUCUUAAAAUCACCAAUAUUCAUAAACGGGACAGUAAUAACUAUACAUGUCAUGUAAUGAACACUUUAACACCAUCUGGGUUGUCUGCGCAGAACAUAACUUCAAUUACAGUUUUUAACAUUAAUGUACAAAAGAUUUCCAAUGAAGAAUCAGUAAACGGUGCUGCGGUCGGUGUAGGAAUGGGAUUCACUGUUAUCCUAUUGACAUUAGGAGUUACCAGUCUAAUCAUUCUUCUGUACAGAAAACGUCGAAUCAUAGAGAGAAAAGACAAACGUCCGAAACAGACAAGCAUGUUUAUAAUGAGUUGCAAGAUAUAAAAUCAGAUGCUAAACAGCAGAAGAAAAGCUCAGAAAAAA
Messenger RNA from Mytilus californianus (California mussel), 1267 nucleotides. RefSeq names its product B-cell receptor CD22-like. Gene Ontology annotation, biological process: cell-cell adhesion. NCBI's taxonomy places the organism in Eukaryota, Metazoa, Mollusca, Bivalvia, Mytilida, Mytilidae. Gene Ontology annotation, cellular component: cell-cell junction. Gene Ontology annotation, molecular function: cell adhesion molecule binding. Bases 194 to 1228 code for a protein of 344 amino acids. The record is from RefSeq and is a predicted model, not a curated record. The transcript is spliced from 7 exons.